Molecule: messenger RNA, 1053 nt
Organism: Tupaia belangeri chinensis (Chinese tree shrew)
Lineage: Eukaryota; Metazoa; Chordata; Mammalia; Scandentia; Tupaiidae
Gene: ARPC5
Product: actin related protein 2/3 complex subunit 5
Exons: 4
Coding region: 90-545 (151 amino acids)
Biological process (GO): regulation of actin filament polymerization; Arp2/3 complex-mediated actin nucleation
Cellular component (GO): Arp2/3 protein complex; actin cytoskeleton
Source: RefSeq, a predicted model, not a curated record
AGGGCGUGGGGCCGCGGGCUGCUGCCGGGCUGGGCUUGCCGAGGUAGACGUAGCACGACGAGAAGGCGUUUGCCACGGUCCGGAGCGAGAUGUCGAAGAACACGGUGUCGUCGGCCCGGUUCCGGAAGGUGGACGUGGAUGAGUACGACGAGAACAAGUUCGUGGACGAGGAGGACGGGGGAGACGGCCAGGCCGGGCCCGACGAGGGCGAGGUGGACUCCUGCCUGCGGCAAGGAAACAUGACAGCUGCCCUACAGGCUGCUCUGAAAAACCCCCCUAUCAACACCAAGAGUCAGGCAGUGAAGGAUCGAGCAGGCAGCAUUGUCUUGAAGGUACUCAUCUCUUUUAAAGCUAAUGAUAUUGAAAAGGCUGUUCAGUCUUUGGACAAGAAUGGUGUGGAUCUCCUAAUGAAGUAUAUUUAUAAAGGCUUUGAGAGCCCCUCUGACAACAGCAGUGCUGUGUUAUUGCAAUGGCAUGAAAAGGCACUUGCUGCUGGAGGAGUAGGGUCCAUUGUUCGUGUCUUGACUGCAAGGAAAACCGUGUAGUCCAGCAGGAACUGGAUGUGCCGGGGAGUGGGAGUCGCUGGUUCAAAGACCAAAACAACCAAAUGCCACCGCUGCCCUGUGGGUAGCAUCUGUGUCUCUCAGCUUUGCCUUCUUGCUUCCUUUUUCAUACCUGUAAAGAAAAUGACAUAACAGUUUUCCUUUAACAAAAAUUGGGAUGAUAAAGAGGAAAUUAUGUUUCAAUAAGACAGUUUCAUCCUCUCAAACCCAUUUUAAUGAUACGCAUACCAGACUGUAUAUAGUAUAAUUUACAUUCGAGGUUAAUUGUGCAAUUUUAACCCCUAUUGGCCGGGUUUGUGUUUUGUAUUAUUCUUAACUAAUACUGAGAGAUUUGAUCAUAAUUUGAGGCCAGUUUCCAAACUCGUUGCUAGUCAGGAAGUAACUUUUUUUUAAUUAUGAGAGACUGGCAGCUACUAACGUUGCAAAACUGGACCAUACUUCCCUUAUUUAAGCAAAACCUGCUUUGGGACCGAGCGGUAAAUGAACACGC